AACAACCUUCAAAAACAACCCGGAAAUCCAAAAAAGAAAGACAAAAAGAACAAGAAGGGAAAUGGUCUGCUCAAAAUGCCAAAAGAAACUCAAAUCCACCGAGCUAGCUACUCCCGGCGUCAAACGCAAAAGUGAGAUGUACUAUGGCUCGCCAGCGACCUCGGUGGGAGGUGGCGGUGGAGAAGGUAGCAAGUCUAAGCCAACGCUAGGGAAUACGGGUAUUGGCAAGAGCAAGUUGCUUAGCUCCAAGGCUAAGAAUCCUUAUGCUGCUUAUUCGUCUGCUUGUGAGAGCUGUAAGACAAAGACGGAGCAGGGGAGGAAGUUUUGUCAGCGGUGUGCUUAUAAAAAGAAUGCUUGUCCGAUGUGCGGCAAGAGUAUGGCGGGGACGUCUAAGAAGGAUCAGCCUAUUGUACAGGGACAGAAGUUUAAUCUGAAGUAGUCGAAGGACAAAUUUAGAUCGUUGGUUGAUUUGCUGUUCUGCUGGGUUGUUGGUGAAGUCCUUUAUACUGCCUUGUUUAUAUUGGGUAUGGAUUAAACUAGGUUGCAUGGCGUUUUGGGCUUUGUUGAUACUGGAAAUCAAAGAACGGCUGGAGAAUUGCGAAUAAUGAUAUAGUAAAUUCAAAAGCUAGUUAUACAUGACAUACAAUAUAUAUGCAGUUCUGGC
Messenger RNA from Aspergillus pseudonomiae, 664 nucleotides. RefSeq names its product cysteine-rich PDZ-binding protein. The transcript has 3 exons. Gene Ontology annotation, biological process: cytoplasmic microtubule organization. The record is from RefSeq and is a predicted model, not a curated record. Lineage: Eukaryota; Fungi; Ascomycota; Eurotiomycetes; Eurotiales; Aspergillaceae. Gene Ontology annotation, molecular function: microtubule binding. The annotation marks the transcript as partial.